This is a messenger RNA of Prosopis cineraria, 2737 nucleotides long. Its product is annotated as cellulose synthase A catalytic subunit 4 [UDP-forming]-like. NCBI's taxonomy places the organism in Eukaryota, Viridiplantae, Streptophyta, Magnoliopsida, Fabales, Fabaceae. The record is from RefSeq and is a predicted model, not a curated record. Gene Ontology annotation, molecular function: cellulose synthase (UDP-forming) activity. Gene Ontology annotation, biological process: cellulose biosynthetic process; plant-type primary cell wall biogenesis. Gene Ontology annotation, cellular component: trans-Golgi network; plasma membrane.
AUGUCUCCUCCUGCAGCUUCUCAGCUUCUCCAUUCCUCUCUUCAUCAGGGAAAUACGGACAGUAAUCCACGCGAGUUAUUGCUUGCCCAUUCUCAAGCUUCAUCCUCUUCUCCAACUGUUGUCGGCACGGAUUCCCAUAUUGUAGAAUGCAAAGACAGGCAAAAAGACUACCAAGAGGACGACGAUUCCCUUUCGAGGCGGCCGUUAUGGCGCGUAGUUCCCAUCCCUUCAAACCUAAUCAACCCAUACCGAAUAGUCAUUGUGCUGCGUCUCAUUAUCCUAGUUUUCUUCUUCCGCUUCCGGUUUUUGAAUCCAGUGCACGAUGCAUACCCCUUAUGGCUAAUUUCUGUAAUCUGCGAGGUCUGGUUUGCUCUGUCUUGGAUUCUUGACCAAUUUCCCAAAUGGUUUCCCAUCACGCGCGAAACAUACCUAGACCGCUUAUGCAUCAAGUUUGAGCGUAAAGAGCCAAACCGUCUAGCCCCAAUUGAUGUGUUUGUAACUACUGUAGACCCUUCAAAGGAAGCACCCAUUGUAACUGCAAACACCGUUCUCUCAAUCUUGUCUGUUGAUUACCCUGUUGAGAAGGUCACCUGCUAUGUCUCCGAUGACGCUGCGUCUCUUGCUUUUAAUACCCUAUCUGAAACAGUUGAAUUCGCAAGAACAUGGGUUCCCUUCUGCAAGAAGUAUGGCAUUGAGCCACGGGCACCUGAGUUCUAUUUCUCUCAGAAAGUUGAUUACUUUAAAGAUAAGGUGCACCCCGCAUUUGUGAAGGAACGCAGGGCCAUUAAGAGGGAGUAUGAAGAAUUCAAAGUGAAAAUUAAUGCAUUGGUGGCAAAAGCUCAGAAAAAACCAGAGGAGGGGUGGGUGAUGCAGAAUGGUGUGCCAUGGCCGGGGAACAAUACUCACGAUCAUCCGGGAAUUUGUCAGGUCUCUCUGGGAGGUGCUAGUACACUGGAUGUUGAAGGUAAGGAAUUGCCACGGCUAGUGUAUGUUUCACGUGAAAAUCGUCCUGGCUAUCAACAUCACAAAAAAGCUGGUGCCUUGAAUGCUUUGGUUCGAGCUUCUGCUGUGCUUACAAAUGCGCCUUUCUUAUUGAAUCUGGAUUGUGACCAAUACAUCAACAAUAGCAAGGUUAUAAGGGAGGCUAUGUGCUUUCUAAUGGAGCCCCAAGGAAGGGACCUAUGUUUUGUCCAAUUUCCGUUACGUUUCGAUGGCUUGGAUGACCGUGAUAGAUAUGCUAAUCACAACACUGUUUUCUUUAAUAUCAACAUGAAAAGCCUUGAUGGCAUUCAAGGUCCGGAAUAUGUUGGUGCUGGAUGUGUAUUUAAUAGGUGGGCUUUAUAUGGCUAUGAUCCACAAAUAUCUAAGAGAAGCUCAAAGAUGAAUUGCGACUGGUGGCCUUUGUGGUGUCGUUGUUGUGGUGGUGGGCCUGAUUCAGUGUUUGAUCUUGAAGAGAUUGAUGAAAAUCUUGAAGGCUGUGAUGAACUAGAAAUAUUUGAUCUUGAGGUUAUGGAAGAAUCGCUUGAAAGUUCUGACUUGGAAGAAAUAAUGGAAAUACUUGAUCUUGACGAGAGUGAAGAAGAGCUUGAAGGUUAUGAUGAGGCAGGGGAACUAUCCCUCAUAUCACCAGAAAAUUUUAUGAAGCGAUUUGGGCAGUCACCAAUUUUUAUUGCUUCCACUUUGGGUAGGGCUGGUGGAGUUCUAAAAAGUGUUAAUGCUAUGAAAGAGGCCAUUCAUGUUAUAUGUUGUGAUUAUGAAGAGAAAACAGAAUGGGGCAAAGAGAUUGGUUGGAUUUAUGGCUCAGUCACAGAAGGUAUCUUGACUGGUUUUAAGAUGCAUUGUAGAGGAUGGAAAUCAGCGUACUGCAUACCAAAAAGAGCAGCUUUCAAGGGAUUUGCUCCAGUAAAUCUAUCAGAUCAGUUAUGCCAAGUUUUGAGAUGGGCUUUUGGUUCUGUUGAGAUAUUCUUUAGUUACCAUUGCCCUAUGUGGUAUGGCUACAAAGGAAAGUUGAGGUGGCUUCAGAGGCUAGCUUAUACUAAUACUAUUGUUCACCCAAUCACCUCCAUUCCUUUGCUAAUAUACUGUACAAUUCCAGCUGUCUGUCUUCUGACAGGGAAGUUCUUCAUCCCAGCCCUGACAAAUCUUGAUAGCAUUUGUUUGAUGGCGCUUUUUAUCUCCAUCAUCUUAACUUGUGUGCUAGAGCUUCGAUGGAGUGGAGUUAGCAUUCAGGAUUGGUGGCACAAUGAGCAACUCUGGAUCAUUGGAGGUGUUUCUUCACAUUUGUUUGCUGUAUUUCUAGGUCUGCUUAAAGUUGUUACUGGAGUAGAUGCUGAUUGUUUUGCACGGGCAAAAGCAAAAGGUGAUACUCGCUUCUACCUCUUCAAAUGGACUAAUCUUCUCAUCCCACCAACCACUCUUAUAAUCUUGAACGUUGUGGGAAUUGUGGCCGGAAUCUCAGAUGCCGUCAACAAUGGCUAUGGCUCAUGGGGACCCUUAUUUGGUAAACUAUUUUUAGCCUUCUGGGUUAUUGCGCACCUACAUCCUUUCCUCAAAGGUCUCAUGGGCAAGAAUAGGACUCCUACCAUCGUUGUCCUCUGGUCACUACUUGUAGCAUUAGUUUUGUCAAUGCUUUGGGUUCGGAUUGAUCCAUUUUUGCCCAAGAAAACGGGUCCAGUACUCGAACAAUGUGGGGUAGAAUGUUAAAGUUGCAAAGACUAGUGGAUGUAGUUUUGUUCCA